AUGGAUUUGUAUAUAUCUACAGAAUCAAAUAACCCAUAUCAAUUACCAGAUUUAUUAUCUAGUUCAGAUGCAGAUACCAGUACUAGUUAUAAUAGUAUGCUAGUGGCAAAUGCUAAUGUAACAGAAGGACAUCUACCAGCUCAUCCCGAGGCUGUAGAAGCUCCAAUUCCGCACUCAAAUAAUCUCAAAGAUCGUAUAUGCCAAAUAUGCUAUAUGGCUUUUAAAACUACAACUAAUUUACAGGAUCACAAGAAAAUCCAUUCCCCUUUAAAAAAAAAUGACGAAUUAGCAUGUGCUACAUGCUCUUUUCAAACAAAGAAGAAAAAAGAUUUUAACAAACAUAUGAAGAUACAUUUAAAAGACAAACCUUUUGAAUGCCGUAUUUGUAAUAAGGCUUUUAAGAGAAGAACUAAUGUUAAAAGACAUGAGGAACUUCAUAAAGAAGAAAGACCUUUUAAAUGCACGAUUUGUAAUUGGACUUGUAAGUUACGAUAUAUUCUUAAAAUGCAUAUGGAAACUCAUACAGAAGACAAACCUUUUGAAUGCCGUAUUUGUAAUAAGGCUUUUAAGAGAAAAUUUGAUGUUAAAAUACAUGAGAAACUUCAUAAAGAAGAAAGACCUUUUGAAUGCACGGUUUGUGAUUGGACUUGUAAGUCACAACGUAAUCUUAGAUCGCAUAUGGAAACUCAUACAGAAGACAAACCUUUUGAAUGCCGUAUUUGUAAUAAGGCUUUUAAGAGAAAAUUUGAUGUUGAAAGACAUGAGAAAAUUCAUAAAGAAGAAAGACCUUUUGAAUGCACGGUUUGUGAUUGGACUUGUAAGUCACAACGUAAUCUUAGAUCGCAUAUGGAAACUCAUACAGAAGACAAACCUUUUGAAUGCCGUAUUUGUAAUAAGGCUUUUAAGAGAAAAUUUGAUGUUGAAAGACAUGAGAAAAUUCAUAAAGAAGAAAGACCUUUUGAAUGCACGGUUUGUGAUUGGACUUGUAAGUCACAACGUAAUCUUAGAUCGCAUAUGGAAACUCAUACAGAAGACAAACCUUUUGAAUGCCGUAUUUGUAAUAAGGCUUUUAAGAGAAAAUUUGAUGUUGAAAGACAUGAGAAAAUUCAUAAAGAAGAAAGACCUUUUGAAUGCACGGUUUGUGAUUGGACUUGUAAGUCACAACGUAAUCUUAGAUCGCAUAUGAAAAUUCAUACAAAAGACAAACCUUUUGAAUGCCUUAUUUGUAAAAAGGCUUUUAAGAGAAAAGAUUAUUUUAAUAAACAUAUGACAGUUCAUAAAGAUGUUGCUAAAGAAACAAAUAGUGCAGUUAAUAUGAAUCCUCCAGUGGAAUAUCAAAAUAACAAUGAAGCUAUUUCAAAAAAAACAGAUGAUCUAGAUAUAUUAUAUGGUCUAGAUCGUGCUAAAGUAGCAGAAAUUAAAGAACCUCUGGAAAAAGAAUUAGCAAACUUUAAUUCACUAGAAACAAAUAAUGCA
This is a messenger RNA of Paramuricea clavata, 1476 nucleotides long. Lineage: Eukaryota; Metazoa; Cnidaria; Anthozoa; Malacalcyonacea; Plexauridae. The record is from the annotation of a GenBank genome assembly.